Molecule: messenger RNA, 4989 nt
Organism: Dendroctonus ponderosae (mountain pine beetle)
Lineage: Eukaryota; Metazoa; Arthropoda; Insecta; Coleoptera; Curculionidae
Product: glucose 1,6-bisphosphate synthase
Exons: 10
Coding region: 133-1956 (607 amino acids)
Biological process (GO): purine ribonucleoside salvage; carbohydrate metabolic process
Molecular function (GO): phosphopentomutase activity; magnesium ion binding
Source: RefSeq, a predicted model, not a curated record
CUUAGUCAAUAUUUAUCGAGUGUUUCGUUGUCAUUCAGGCUAAUUUGCCAUUCGAAAUUUUGGUUACUGUGAAACGUAAUUAUUUAGUUUUAGUUUAGUCGUGGUGAGUUAAGGUAGCCACAUAGCUUUCAAAUGGCAGUAAAUUGUAAAUCAGAAGAACCACUUCAAGCAAGAGUGCAGGAAUGGUUAGAAUGGGAUCGCAAUCCAGAUACCAGGGCGGCAAUUUCAAAAUUGGUUGACGAAAAUAAUACAAAAGCAUUAACCCAGAAGUUACUCAGUAGAUUAUCCUUUGGUACUGCCGGACUUAGAGGUAAAAUGAGUGCAGGUUAUUCUUGCAUGAAUGAUUUAGUUAUAAUUCAAACUGGGCAAGGAUUCAUCAAAUACUUGGAGCAAUAUAAGAGUGACGUUCUCAAGGGAAACGGUAUUGUUGUUGGCUAUGAUGGAAGACAUAACAGUAAGAGAUGGGCGGAAUUAACUGCUACUAUAUUUGUAAGCGCCGGGUAUAAAGUGCGACUGUUUAGUGAUGUUAUUCCAACACCAUUCAUUCCAUUUGCAGUUAAAAAGUACGGGUGUGCCAGUGGUGUUAUGGUGACAGCAUCUCAUAAUCCGAAGGAUGAUAAUGGCUACAAGGUAUAUGACUCAAAUUCUGCUCAAAUCAUUCCACCAGUAGACAAACGAAUUCAAAACUCAAUAUUGGCAAAUUUGAGACCCCUCGAUUCGUCCUGGAAUACGGAUAUUCUUAGCAACAAUCCUCUGCUAAUAGACCCGUACGAAGAUUGUUUGAACUGUUAUUUGAAAAGUAUUAUAUCUGAUGGAAUACAUGCCGACGAAAUUGCAAUCAAUAAGACAGUUAAUCUGUCGUUCGUUUACACUGCUAUGCAUGGCGUGGGAUAUAAAUCAGUUCAGAAGGCAGUUGAUUUAAUUGGUGUUCGAAUUUUUCCUGUUCCUGAACAGCGCGAUCCAGAUCCAGAAUUUUCCACCGUUAAGUUUCCCAACCCUGAGGAGGGCAAAAGUAGUCUGGAUUUAUCAUUUAAAUAUGCCAAUGAAAAAGGGUGUAAUAUUAUUCUGGCCAAUGAUCCUGAUGCUGAUAGAUUUGCUGUUGCUGAAAGAAAUAAAAGUACCGGUGAAUGGAAAAUAUUUAACGGAAACGAGCUCGGUGCUCUUUUCGGUUGGUGGUUGAUAGAAUGCCACAAAAAGCAAAGGCCAAAUAUCCCACUUGAUAAAGUUUACAUGAUUGCCAGUACUGUUAGUUCAAUGAUUUUGAAAACUAUGGCCAAAGCUGAAGGAUUUAAUUUCGUUGAUACUUUAACUGGAUUUAAGUGGCUGGGGAAUAAGGCUCUGGAUCUUGAAAAACAAGGUUACUCGGUAAUAUUUUGCUUUGAAGAGGCAAUAGGUUUUAUGUGUAACAACAAGAUAGUGGAUAAAGAUGGAGUAUCGGCCCUCGCACAUUUCGCAUGCUUGAGUAAUUUUGUUUAUGGUAAUAAUCAACAGUUGUGUGACAAACUGAAGGAGCUCUAUGAUAUUUAUGGCCUUCAUUUGUCGUUAAAUUCUUACUAUUUUUGCCACGAACCUCCAAAAAUUGAACAAAUUUUCAAUCGAAUUAGAAACAUCAAUGGAGAAAAACAGUAUCCGUCUGGGAUCUUAAACGACGAAUAUAAAAUAAAAUCGAUCCGAGAUUUGACCACAGGUUUCGACAAUUCUCAACCAAAUAAUAGAGCGAUCUUGCCAGUCUCAUGCAGUUCACAGAUGAUAACUUUUGUCUUUGAUAAUGGUUUGCAUCUUACUCUUAGAACCAGUGGAACUGAACCAAAGAUCAAAUUUUACAGCGAACUUUGCAUGAGCCCGAAAAUCAAGGAUAGAUCGUUCGCAGAAGAAACGCUAAGAAAGAUGGUCGCCGCUAUUUGUGAGGAAUUUUUCCAACCAGAAAAGAAUGGUCUUAUUCCUCAAAGUGGAUAAUAACUGCAACAUUUUAUGCUUAUAUCGACUAUUUUUUAUUAUUUUUACUUAAUGUAAUAAGGCUUUAUGUUUAAUGGAUUAUGUAAUCUCACUAUUUUAGAUGUUACGCACCAAUUUUACGUCAUGUGUUGUUAAAUUUACUUCAAUAAUAAUAUUGAAAUAAUUAACAAAAACAAUAAUUUCGUCGGUAACAACCGCACAAGAAAUCAUGUAAGAUGUAGAAGAAGAAGUUUCGAGGUUCGCCAAUUUCAGGCACCUCCUGGAUCGGUUUCGAAAAGCUGCGAACAUAUAAUGUCGUAAUUAAGCAUUAUUUUUAAAUUGUCCCUUGUGUGACUGGUAGCAUAUACGAAUGCUAAAGCAUUCGAAAAGAAAAAUUACGACACUUGCAAACGUGCAGACAACAUCCCCAGAGGAAUGAUGCCAAUUCUAAAUCAUCCUGUAUAUCUUUAAAUCUUAUAAACAUAAGGACAUCUAAAAUAAAGCUUAUUUUAAUGACUAAAAAUGACCACCCUCGGCGGUCCAUUUGAUGUCCAUAUACGUAUAUAUGUAUUCUAUCUGACUAAUAGACGUCCAAAUAUUGACGUCUUUCAGGCAUCUUUUCAAAGUCAAUUGACGUACCAACCAAGAAUGACUUAAUAUUGAUGUCUUGCGACGUCUAAUUGGUCAUUGUAAACAUGUAAUUUUUAACAUCUGUUUUAUAGUAUGAGAUUAUUGCUGGCACAGUGCGUAUAUUUUUGGAUGAAACUUUUUCCCAUCGGCAGAUCUAACUCCGAUGCAGUCCAAGUUCAAGUCCAAGUCCUAGAAGAUCGAUACUGAUCGCCUUGGAUAUUGUCAAGCCGUAAAUGGCACACAUUUUGCACAUUUACUUUGUUCCUCUGUUCUUUGAAGGAAAUCGGUGUCAUUCAUACUUAGAAUUCAAUGGAUAAUUCAAAAUUUAAAGAGUAAGUGCUUCCUUUUGAAAAAAAAUAGGUUGAUGAUGGCAACUUAUUAAUAUUAGGGUCCCUUCUUAUUCUUCUUCUUAUAAGGCCUUGAGCCUGUUCUUUUCCUAUCUCUUUCCUCUAUUGCUGCAGCCGAGUUUGUGACAUAGACUGCCAGCAAUCUUUUAAAGGGCCGUCCUGGUGGUCUUGGUAUUUGCCCUUUAUGUUGUCUCAUGAAUGGCACCAAUCUUUUUUGGAGACAUUGUCUUACGUAAAUUUCGGCGUUUAUUUUCCCAUUUGUUACAAAAGAUUUGCUGCUCUCCCCACAGCUACACAAGGCGUGCCACACGAUAAAAUUCUUGGGAGACUUUGACUUUUUCUUAGUCUUCAUGGGCACCUCCGCGCUCACGUGCUGCGUAAAAUUCUUGACCCGGAAGCUGGGAGAAGUCACAAAGAACGUAAGUUUCGUUAUCCAUCAGACAGCAAUCGUUUUGUUAAAUUAGUGUUCAAUUUUUGAACCCGUUUUUUGGCUUCCAAAUUCUUACUUGCAUUUCUGCCUGGUGUCCUCUAAACUUUAAAAGUUUUGAAGCCUAUUUUGGUUUCUAUUCGACGUACGGUGCUCUCACUGCAGCAAACUUUUAUGCCCAUUUUCCGACUGGAGAACCAGUUUGCUCGACAAAUUUUUCUCCGUUUGCUCGACAAUUUUUUUCACUGUUUGUCGAGGUGUAAAGCCACUUUUCGGUUAACAUUUAAUGUCUGCUUGAACCGCUUACUAACGUUUGAUACAACCGUUUUAUGAACUUUUAUAUUUGUCGAAAUUUUUCUGUGUGUCUUAAUUCACGCACAUUUAAUUUAGAUGCCAUUUCUCUACUGAAACAAAUCUAGAGUUCGACGUUUAAUAUCAAAAUCAUUUAAAGAUUCAAACGAAGAGUGUCCUCUAAUUGGAAUUUGGGUUUUCUGAUAUGUGCAGAGCUACCUCGGUUUUUGUGUAGGUAUCAAUUUUUUCUCACUCAGUCCUUAGUAUAUCGCCGUCCAUUCGUGUAAAGCCUAUGUCACAUGCAUCCGUUUAUACUAUGGUACGAUGAUACGAAAGUGUUUCUAUUGGUUGGAGAUCUGUCAGUUCGAACGACGGCGGACGCUUCACAAGUUCUUCACUUAUUGCAGGUAUAUUCUUUAGUGAUUUUAUUGGCGACUGUCUUCGUUAGCAAUUUUAGUGUUAUGAUAAGCAAUGUGAUCCUACGGUAGUUGCUAGGAUUCUUCUUAUUUCCUUUUCUGUAUAUUGGUAUUUUAAUGCUUGUUUUCUAUUGAUUUGGUACUUGCUUGGUAUCUUUCUGAAAAAGUACAGCAAUAUUUUCAAUUUUUUUGGGCUUGCUGUUUUUUAAUUUUCCUGUCGUUUUCCUGAGUUGUUCGCUUGUAAUUUCUAUGAUUUAUUUGUUGUCGUUCUCUUCCACUUUCACUCCUUCUUCCCCGUUUAUGGCAUCUUCCUUAUUCCAUUCAUUGUAGAGUUAUUAGAUGUAAGCUGUCUAAUGUUCUGCUGCUAUUUUCUUGAAGAUAUAUUCAUUAAUAUGUUGUUUUCUCCCUUUGAAAAUUUUGCAUACUUGUGUCCAAUAUUCUCUUUUCAGGUUUCUUACUUUUCUUAUAUUUCAGGUUUUUUAUUUUUGUCCUACUCUAAGUAAAUAACUUUUGUAUAGAAAAAUUGCAGUUCCAAAUAAAAAUUGACGGAUUCUAGUUUUCUUAAAAAAAAAACAGUCCUCUGAAUUUAAAAUAAAUUUAGACAUUACUUCUGGUAUUUUGUUAGGUUAUUGAAAAUAGUUUCCCAAUCGACCAUAGAUUUGACGUAAUAUCGCAGUAAGCAGACCUGGAAUAGCUGAAGAAGCUAAUGAUAGAGCUAAAAGCAAACCACUAGAUCGGCCUUUGAAUUUACUUUAUUAUCGUAAUAACAACACAUGUAUAGUAACAUAUAUAUUUGGUGAACAAAUAAUUAUUUUAGUAAUGGAUAAGUUCUGCUUACGUUUCUUAUUUACAAAGUACACAACAGUAAGAGUAAACAGCAUUGAAAAAUAUUAUUCAAACAAUUAAAAAAUAAACUUAUUGAAUAAAAGUGAUCGGAAAAUCA